Molecule: messenger RNA, 3462 nt
Organism: Aspergillus oryzae RIB40
Lineage: Eukaryota; Fungi; Ascomycota; Eurotiomycetes; Eurotiales; Aspergillaceae
Product: SAPS family protein
Exons: 4
Coding region: 1-3462 (1153 amino acids)
Cellular component (GO): nucleus; cytosol
Molecular function (GO): protein phosphatase regulator activity; protein phosphatase binding
Source: RefSeq, a predicted model, not a curated record
AUGUUUUGGCGCUUUGGUGGAUAUGCAAGUAUCUCCUCAAUUGAUACCCUUCUUGACAAGCCUGAUGUCAGCCUUGAAGAGUUACUGGAUGAGUCGGAGCUGAUUCAGGAGCUUAAACAACAUAAUACGAAGCUCAUAGAGUAUUUACGAGAUGAUAAUGUCUUGAAACGCCUUAUGGACCAUGUUACCGCCCCUAGCCUAGUGAACGAUGAUGAUGAUGAGGAUGAUGUCAAUGACACUAAUGGGAAUAAGGAUACUACCACGGAGGAAGAAAAGCGGGGAGAUCCGUUGAAGGAUAUCUUGGAUCCUGAAGACUUAGAAAGAGCAGAGAAGGAACGGCUCAAGCGUGCAUACGUCGCUUGCGAGAUUCUCUCCGCUGAAGUAUGGUCGAUAUUGGACUCUAUCAUGCUGAACCCUGAUCAUCUCCGAGACUUCUGGGGUUUUCUGCGAAGAUCGCCGCCUCUAGACUCUCUUCAAGCGAGCUAUUUCACUAAAGUGAAUGAGACACUCUUUGACAGGAAAACUAGCGAGAUGCUGGAUUUCCUCAAAUCUCUGGAAGGAAUUAUCCCAGCGAUCCUGCAGCACAUUGAUAACCCUAUGGUCAUGGACCUUUUGCUUAAGAUCAUCAGUCUCGAGAAGGUAGAAGGUGGCCAAGGUAUCGUCGACUGGCUCAAAACACAAGACCUGAUACCUAAGCUUCUUUCAUUCUUAUCUUCGGAUUGGCCAGCCUCGGUUCAAACUUCGGCCGGCGAUUUUCUCAAAGCUAUAAUCACUAUAUCCGCGAACGCAACGCAGAAUGAUCAGACCUGCAUUGGCCCUAACAGUUUGACGCGUCAGUUGGUUUCCAAACCUUGUGUGGAAAGCCUCAUCAAGGCUAUGCUACAGGGUGGCAACCCUUUAACUGUGGGCGUGGGUAUUGUCAUUGAGGUCAUCCGCAAGAAUAACUCUGACUAUGAUCCGGACACUAUCAAUAGCCCUGACUCGCUACCCACCACAUACGACCCUAUCUAUCUCGGUAACCUCCUUCGAAUCUUCGCUAAGCACAUCCCCGACUUUAUGAAGUUGAUUCAAAGUUCGAAGCACACUGUUAAGGAUGGUGAGAAACUUAAGAGCGUAGAUAGGGGCAAAUUAAGUUCAGCUUGGGGGGCGAAGAUCGAACCAUUAGGUUUCGACCGAUUUAAGACUUGCGAACUGAUGGCUGAGCUGCUACACUGCAGUAACAUGGCUCUCUUGAACCAACCCGGGAGCGAGGAGUAUGUACAACAGCGGGAUGCUGAACGCGAAAAGUUAUUACGAGAGGGCGCUUUCAACGCAAACAGAGAAGAGACCUCCGCUUUCGAUGGUAAUGACUCUACGGUGGAUUUUGUCAAUGGGUCAAUGGUUGGGUAUGGCUCUCCCGAGGACUCUAGAGUUUUUGAGGUCGCGAAUACAGGUGAGGAUGGAUUCGAAGAUGUUAGCUCAUCGGGUGUCCUUGCCGAUAAGGAGAAAGAUACUGCUGAAUCCAAGGACACCUCUGGCCAAGAAGUGCAAUCCCAGCGCAUACCCUCGUCAGAACUACAGGGCUCUGCACCAGCAGAGGAACAAGGGUCCGGUGUGCCAGUACACAAAGAUGAAGACCAGAAAGAUGCAACAAACGAUGAGACCAUGCAAACGCAUCCUCCUUCUUCAGACCCAAUGUCUCCUACUGCAUUGGGAAUAACUGAUCGGGUCAGAGAGGUGACACUCGACACUAAUCAAACCGCGAACGAUAACAGAUCAUCUACAGACGCAGCACCUAGGGAGUCUCCGGUUGCUUUGGAAGAUAAUCAAGAACAGGAAACUACUCCAACUUCUUCCGUGUCGGAGUCUGUUCCACCUCCUCUCUUUGCUUCCAAACAACAGAAUCAGCAACCAGGCUCACAGAACCCUGAAACUGCUGGAAAGGCCCGUGAUGCUUCAAGCCCCACUAACUCUGCUGCAGAGGUACAAACAACUGAGGGUGAACCACGAAAACAGUUGCACCCAGACAUUCAACUUGACCCCAACGGUCAGCCUGUUGUAGGGGAUUAUCUCAAGCUGAUGUUUGUGGAGAAUCGAGUUGUACCUACUAUUUUGGGCUUCUUCUUCCGAUUCCCGUGGAACAACUUCCUUCACAAUGUUGUAUACGACGUUAUACAGCAAGUGUUUAAUGGACCCAUGGAACGUGGUUAUAACCGCGUCUUGGCGGUUGACGUCUUCGAAACUGGGCGGAUAACCCAGGAGAUUGUAGAAGGACAGAAGCGGAGUGAUGAAACGCAGCGGACCAAGCAGAUCAGACUUGGCUACAUGGGCCAUUUAACCCUGAUCGCAGAGGAGGUUGUCAAGUUCAGCGAGCGACACCCACCUGAAUUGCUUUCUCCAACUGUUAUGGAGAACGUCUUAAACCCAGAGUGGAUAGACUAUGUCGAGCAAACGCUUUCGGAGACUAGAGAGCGCGAUAAUGCCAUUCUUGGUGGGGUACGCCCGGACAUGUCCAUUGGACACCGCCAGGGCAUGCUUAACUCGGGUCAAAGCAUGACUGGCUCAUCGGCUCUUGCAGAUGCUGGGUUAAACGGGGCGACUGGAGGAUCUACUUUCCAGGGCUUUGACAUGAUGAGUCAAGGAAGUGUCUCUGGCGGGGCUUUCGGUCUCAGCGGUGGAGGCAGUUCUCUCCUAAGCGGGUUUGCCAGCUCAAGUGACGACGAGGAUGAAGACAUGGAAGAUCAGGAUGACAGAAACCUCGCUGAUCAAUCUGCCGAAGGCGGUUCUGAAAAUACAUCUACUAAUUCCACAAGUCAACCUAUUCCGAUUCUGCCUCCUCCUCCGGCUCCUCUUAGUCUCGGCCCCUCUCGCGCACGGCGGCAGCUAGCUGCGCGACUCGCCGCUCAAAAGCAGCAGGCGGCUGAAGGCACUGAGGAGAAUGGCGGCGAAGAGAAGGCGCAAACGAACGCACACGAGAGUUCCCAGUGGCCUGCCAAUCCGUUUGUAGUUGCUGGUGUAGAUGACGAUGGCGACGGUGGGGGCUCCCCUUCCAAUGCCUUUCCCUCAACAGAUUUUCCGUCAGCGAACAAGGACGAGCCUUUCUCGUCACCUACAUUCCCCGAUUCAGGAUUCAGUCCGCCUGACUCUUUCUCAACCAAUUCAUCAGAGGACGACGUCGACGGCAGAAGUGAGGGUUUGAGACGCAAAGAACGUAUCCCUCUCGAGGUAGACGAUGAUGAUGAUGACGACAUGGGCGAAAUGGUGGGUCCAUCUGGCGGGACCGACAUGAUGGACUCGGACGAAGAAGACGAAGCUAUUAUGAACGAAUCCUUAGGCUACCCGGAUCUUGGACCUGGACGAUAUAAGAGCUUCCAACGAUCUCGCUUUGGGGUCUCCCCUUUUGGUGAUGACGAUCAGAAUGACAGCAGUGAUGGUGAAGACGAUGGACUGGUGGAAAUCCUAGUUCCAGGGAAGAAGUCUUGA